AUGGCUGCAUCAACCCUCUCAUCACGGCGGAGGUGGGACAGCGGGAUCCCCCCGAUUCUCCGGCCCCUGAUACGCGCCUACUUGUUUGGGUAUGGAUAUGCAGUUGGCCCUCGACUACUCACCCUUUUGCUACAACACGCCGCCCGAUACCGACGCCGUAACAAGCGGACGACGACGGCACACGAGCCACAGACGGAAACACCGACAAAACGGCAUGAGCCUUUUCUGGCAGCUGUCCGGCGUAUUUUACUAGUACCUCUCGACAAGCAGAGUUUCCCUACCUUCUGCGCCGCUCUUAUUGGCGGUACCACAAUUUUCGAGCUUUCUUUAAGAUCUCUAUUCGAACGCCAUGCCGGGAGUAUCCCUGACCUUGUUCGAAGAAGGCUCUCGCGGUGGGUGGCCUCCUUUAUCGCAGCCUGGAUGAGUCUAAGGCUCUUGCAGUCCAAGCAAACCCCCAGCUUCACAGCUGUUACGGCAGCAGAGCCUGGACCGGAUGGACGUCCCCAAACCGUCGAGUAUGCAGGACGCACCCUGGACCUAACCCUCUUCGCGUUUACCCGCGCGCUGGAUGUUGUGGUCGGCGAGCUAUGGCACCGGCGGCGCACUCGCCGCGUAGCCGCGGGGCAGUGGACAGCACUGGAGCGUACCAUCUCCCGCUUCGCCGACCCGGCCGUCUUCGCCCUGUCUAGCGGGCUGGUCAUGUGGACGUGGUUCUACCACCCACCACGACUGCCGGCCGCCUACAACAAGUGGAUAUCGACCGCCGCCGCCGUGGACCCGCGCCUCAUCGAGGCCCUCCGCCGCUGCCGCGACCGCACCCUUCUAUACGGCCGCGACACAGGCCAAGCCAGCCUCCUCGGCACCAUGUGCGACGACUACGGCAUGCCCGCCGUCUGGGGCGACCCCGCCGUUUCGGUUCCCUUCCCCUGCGAGCUGGUCCACAUGGGCUGCGGGCCCUCGUGCGAAUGGCACGCCCUGUCGCGUUUCGCCCGCUCCUUCCGCUGGGCCAUGACCUCGUACCUACCCCUCUCCCUCGCCCUUGCCAUACGCGGCGGCGGCCGCGGCAGCAGCAGCAGCCACAAGAGCCGCAAAGCCGCCCUCCUCGCCAUCCUGCGCCGUGCCACCGUCUCAGCAUCCCGCUCGUCCGCCUUCCUCGCCGCCUUCAUCACGCUCUUCUACUACGGCGUGUGCCUCGCGCGCACGCGCAUCGGCCCACACCUCUUGGGCGGUAAGAAGAACGACCCCACCACCACCACCACCACCAUGCGCCAGACCAUCGACGGCGGGGUGUGCGUCGGCACGGGCUGCGUGCUGUGCGGCUGGAGCAUUCUGCUCGAGAAGGCCGGCCGCCGCAAGGACAUGGCGCUGUUUGUGGCGCCCCGCGCCCUGGCCACGCUCUUCCCGCGCCGUUAUGCCAUUGACAAGCAGUGGCGCGAGACGCUGGCCUUCGCGGCCAGCACGGCCGUGGUGAUGACGUGUUUUGCGGAGAAUCCGCGCAGGGUGAGGGGGAUGAUGGGGGGUGUGUUGGGGUCGGUUUUUAGGGGGUGA
Messenger RNA from Chaetomium fimeti, 1548 nucleotides. RefSeq lists its product as uncharacterized. The coding region runs from base 1 to 1548 and encodes 515 amino acids. Lineage: Eukaryota; Fungi; Ascomycota; Sordariomycetes; Sordariales; Chaetomiaceae. The record is from RefSeq and is a predicted model, not a curated record. The transcript has 3 exons.